UUUUCCGUCACUUCUCCCGAGCCAGCGACGCUGCUGACGUCACAGCCCCCACAGGCUGAGGUCUCGGCCGCAGCGGUGCGUUCAGGUUCGGAGCAGCAGAGCGAUGGUGGCCUCCGUCCCUCCGGUUGUCUCGCCGUCCAUUUAACGAAGAAACCCGGGUCUCCCGCCGACGAGGCCCGCUACGCGAUGGCGAACCACGUUUUCCCAGACCAGGAGCAGCUGCUGCAGUUCCUGAGGAGGCUCAAGGAGGUUUUCGACGUUUGUGACGAGGAUGCUGACGGCUUCAUCCGGGUGGAGCACCUGCUGGACCUCGGUGUACAGUUCGGACAAGGAGACGAGGUGAAGGCAUUGACCAGGCACCUCGAUCCUAAUUCUCAUGGGAAAAUCAACUUUAAAGACUUUUGCCAUGGAGUGUUUGCUAUCAAAGGUUGUGAGGAGAUUCUGAAGAUGGCUGUGGGUCCUCGGAGUGCGACCUCCAACCAGCAAUCUGUUACUGACAAUGGUUACGUUUACCAGAACGGUGAGGCCAGGCUGCCCAAUCCAAUCAUCAUGUGCACCCGCUCCUUCCCUGAAUGCAGUGUGUACAGGGAGGGUUGUGGUCCUGAUGGGGAGUGUGACAUGGACAGCAGCACUGAAAACGCCAACACCUCUGACUCUUUGCACCCAACAAGAAAAGACAGCCAACUCGCUGGCUCAGCGUCCCCUUCCGUCAUCUCUGGAGAGGAGCAGUUUGAGGACUACGGUGAGGGGGAGGAUGCGGAUUUCAUUCCCAGCAGCCCUUGCCCUGAAGAAGACAACCGAACAAAUGGCUUCUCAGACCUUGGAUCCUCGCUUCCCUCGAGUGCAGGGCAGACGCCCCAGAAGAUGCGACAACUAUAUAACAGUGAGCUGCUGGACAUCUACUGUUCUCAGUGCUGCAAGAAGGUGAAUCUGCUCAAUGACCUGGAGGCUCGACUUCGAAACCUCAAAGCCAACAGCCCUAACAGAAAGAUAACCAGCACAGCAUUUGGACGUCAGCUGUUCCAGGCCAACCACAGUGUGUUUGGGUCGAGUCAGGGCAGCAGCACCGAGGAUCUGUUCACCGACAGCAUCGACUCCUGUGAUCUUGACAUCACAGAGAAAGUCAGUUAUUUGGAGAAGAAGGUGACCGAGCUGGAGAGUGAAAGUCUGGCAAAUGGUGACCUCAAGUCGAAACUUAAACAUGAAAACACACAACUAGUCCACAGGGUCCAUGCGCUGGAGGAGCAGGUAAAAGAUGCUGAGACGAGGGCAGACCAGUGUCUGGAGGAGGAGAGCAAGAGGCACCGGGAGGCUUUCACCAAGAUGGAGCGAGACAGAAACUUUGAGAUGGACCUGCUGUGUAACAGGUUACAGCAAUUAGAAGAGGAAAAUGGAGAGAUGAAGUUAAAUGUGUGUCGACUCAAGUCUCAGACCGAGAAACUGGACCAGGAGAAGCAGAGAAUGACAGACAAGCUGGAGGACACUAAUCUGAGGCUGAAAGAUGAGAUGGACCUCUACAGGAAGAUACUGGACAAGCUCUGGCACAACCGCCAUGCGUUUCAGAAGGAGAAGGAGUCUAUGCAAGAGCUGAUUGAUGAUCUGCGCCGGGAGCUGGAGUAUCUGCAGCUGUUUAAGCUGGAAAUGGAGCAUCCUGGGCAAGGCAAGGGGUUAUCCGAGUUCAACGCCAAGACCAGGGAGAGUGAAAUGGAACAUGAAGUCAAGAGACUGAAACAGGAAAACUACAAGCUGCGGGAUCAGAAUGAUGACCUGAACGCUCAGAUUCUCAGUCUGAGUUUGUAUGAGGCUAAAAACCUCUUCUCCUGUCAAAGCAAGGCCCAGUGCUUGGCAGCCGAGAUCGACAACGCGUCCAGAGAUGAGCUGGUAGAUGCUUUGAAGGAGCAGGAGGAGAUCAACCUGCGUCUGAGGCAGUACAUGGACAAAAUCAUUCUGGCCAUUCUCGACCAUAACCCCUCUAUUCUGGAGAUCAAGAAUUAAACACACACACACACACACACACACACACACACAUCAAACACAUGUGUAGCUGUAGUUGAGUUGAGCUUCCAUUACCUCACAAUUAGCCUGAUUAUUAUUAUAUGCUGAUAAUUAGCUGCAUUAGCUGAGUCAGCAGAGCACAGAAUAAGGAUGCAGAUGAAGGGCUGGGAAGAGUGGAAGAGGAAGAGGUGUGAGGAGAGAGUGGACUACUUUCAGAUGUGACAUAUUUUGGCUUUCAAAUGUCAGUCGUGAUGAUCUGUCAACCCCCAUGAUUAUAGCAAGUGCAGUUUAAUACUAAAGUUCCCAGAACUCUGGGGUCAAUGACCACAUGUUGGUCAGGAACUUUGUCAGAAAUACAGUAUAGCGAUUUUCCUGUGGAUCGCUCCAACUCUGAAUUUCCAACCCUGCAGCAAACAAUUACAGUUACUUUAAAGAAAUACUUACGGUAUGUAAAUACUAUCGCCACUACACACACAGACACACACACACACACACACACACACACAUAGUACUGUAUUCUUCAUCAGUGGCAUCAUCACCACAGCAUUUUCCCUCCUGUACCACUUAUAAUAUUGAAAUGUCUUUCAGUCACUGCAGAACUACAUGUGCCACCAGUGUUUUAUUACCUCUAAUAUUUGAAGCCAGUGUAACUGCCACUGUUCACUUUAUUACUUGUAGACACUGUCAUUUUUCUGAUGGGGAUUCAGACUGAAUCAGAAUCCAGAUAUAAAGUUUGCAUGUUUACUACAAACUGUUGCCAAAGCUGUCUGUCAUGCUGCAGGUGUUCCAGACAGCCAUUUGUUUCUUUAACUUCAUUAUACUUUGAAAAUCUCUUUGUAGAGACUUGAAAUCUACUCAAAUAUGACGAUUGCUAUAAUUCUUCACAGUCAUAAUAUAUAUUUUAUGGCAAUGCUGAGCAGAUUUUUCGAUCUGAUCUACUACUAUAUAUAUAUAUAUAUAUAUAUAUAUAUUAAAGUUAGGAUCAAAGUUGGGAAUGGAUGAACACCAGUGGAAGAGUUUAAAAAAAAAGAGUUCCAGAUUUUGGAUUGCAGCUUUUUGUAGUACAGAUCCUGGAGUCAGGCUGUUGUUAGCUUAGCUUAGCAUAAAGACACAGCUGGACAUCUUCUCUAAAGUUCAUGGAAUAAAAAUUAUCUCAAAUGAGUAAGCUGGAUGUUAUCAGUGUAGUUAUAUUUUGGAUCUGCUUCUUGAUGAGCCAAUGUUUGUUGAAACAAAAGAUUUGAGUAAUGAUCAGGGUAGUGUGUUGUCAGUGUGUUGCAAAAUGCAAGAUACAACACACAUGAACUCUGACCUAUUCUCGAGUUCUGCAUUUUUUGCUGUGAUGAGCUGAUUGAGCUUCAAACCCUUUUAAUUUGGCUCUUUCAACACAAACGAAUGUCUACACAAUUAACACACUAUAUCCUGUUAUUGUCAGUAACUAUGUAAUUGAGCCUGUGAGGGAUAAUUCAGUGCAGCCUUUAACAAGUAUACGUUUCCACUCAUAGCAAAGGUAUUUAUAGGGGCAAUCGCUCAAUAUGCCAGAGCUCAACCUCUCACUGUUUUCAUGUACUGUUAAAAAAAGAUAGGUAAUACUAGAAGGACGUGAAAAUCACCAUGAAAUAUUGAAUAGUCCGAUGACAGGUCUCAUACAAAUUCAACAUAAUGUGAACGUGUUAACAGCAACAGCCGGAGCAGGAGAGAUGGGAACUUGAUAGUUCUGCUGUUUUUCUCAGUUUCUCCUCUCUAGAGGAAAUGACCUGUGUCAUCGUUCUUCGGUCAUUCACAAAUCACCUUAGAGGUAUUCUGUGGAGUUCUGAAUCAUUAGUCGAGUUGUGGUGCAACUCAUUUUAUGAGCGUGCACUUUGGAUGCCACAGGUCAGAUCCUGCUAUUGUUUUCAAGCUGUUGUAUUUAAUUACAGUUGUUGGCAGUAAUUUACCAGAAAACAAGGGCAACAUAAACAGUGAUGAAGAACGAUGUAGAAUUUAUUAUAUCUUAAAUACUAGAAUGGCACCAGGUAUAGCACAUAUCUCUGCCCAGGACAAACUUUACAUUUUGAAACUAAAUUAGUUUUUCAUCAUGAUCCAUGAAUUAUUUCCCAGGAAAUUUAUGAAAUGUAAAAAUGACAAGAAAAAGCUCUAUCUCCCAAUCUCCUGGAUUCGUCCAGAUCUGCGCCAAAAUGUAAUUGGUCUUUCUCGGCCCAUGUCCAAUCCUUCAACAAAGUUUCAUUGAAAUCUGUUUGCGUAAUCUUGCUGACAAAGAAACUAAAAAAGCAUCUGACAGAGUGGAAAACAACACUUGUCUGGGCAAAGUUGCACUUAUCUUAUGGCCAAAAUGCACUUGUUUGUUAGAUGUAUACACACAGUGUGUUCUGAUGAGAAGUACUGAAUGUUGAAAAAAUGUUUUUGUUGAAAAAUCUGCACAGGGUGUCUUCAAGUCAAAUUGUUCAGUCACUGUAUCUUAGCCUAUAAAAAAAUGAGGGAGAAAUCCGAUUUGACUGACAAGAAUUAUUUCCAAAUAGUUUUUAGUAUAUAUCCUUAUUACUAAAAAAAACAUUAACUUCCAUUUUAAGUGAGUAAGUCACUCACUUAAAAUGUGAUUCUGCCAGUGUUGUAAGUUAUUUUCAUUUACUCUUAAUUAAGCUAAAUAUUUAACUGUGCUGGUAGAUAAGCUAACCAAACACACCAGAAUGUUACUCCACGUGUGUGAUGGUGAGGAAGCGGUAUUGAGCUGCCAUAGUGAGCAUCAUACUUUAUAACUAUUGAAGCUCGAUUUGCUCCAUGCACAAAGUGUCACCAAGUGAUUGUUUCCACUGUUAUUUGCUUGUUCUUUUACAGGCUUUGUGCAUUUACAUAUGAGGAAUUAACAAAUAUUAUUUUGUAUGAUUUUGCCCAUUGUUGCCACUGUAAGUGAACAUUUUUUUAUACUGACAUUUUGUUUUAUUUGGACACAGUAUUUGUGGUGUCACAUGUUAUAAAUGUACAGAAUGUAGUUACUAUGUAUUUGCAAGUCAUUCAGCUUCUUAGAAAGUCUCUUUGAGAGAUCUGACACAAAAUAAAAAAGUAUGUGUUUGUAGAUUAUAAUAAUCGUGAUAUCGCACAUUUCAAGUGUCAUAUUCAAAGUAUUUACCUGAAAUAAUGAUAGUAAAACAAUAGUCUGUCACAGCUCACAUGUUACCUCUGAUUUAUUUUACUUAUGAUAUGCACACGGAACUAUAUGUGAUGAUGAUGUACAAAUUAGAUGUGUAAAUAAAAUGCAAUUGCUUUGGCAUGACGAAGUUGGUUUGGUCAUGUGGUGCUUUCUUCAGAGUAAUAUCAGGUCCAACAGUCAGGCUGGAGUAACCUGUUUUCUUGAUCCCUGUCCAUCCCUCUUCCAUGUCUUUUUUUUUUUAGCUCCAUGGUCCCUUAAAGUGUGGUGGGAUGGUUACUCCUCCAACUGACGUGUGUGGACCCAGGUUUUUGAAUGUGGAUCAGGCCCCCUUCAGAAGGAUUGCUGGGCAUGGACACGUAACUGCUGCAGGAGCGUCUGCUCUCUCCGAGAAAUGCUUUGAGGGCAUAGGGCCCCCUAUAAGCCUCCCCUUCAGACACACACUCACACACAUACACACAAUAGAGCAAAGUGGGAGGUGCAUUUUUAGAAUUUGUCCUGAUUGUCCUCUAUUCAUUUUGGGGAAAUACAAUUCUGGUAUGGUAAAACAUGAACAAACUUAAAGUUGGUUCGCAAUUCAAGAUGGAUUUGGUCUAGAAUCACAGGAAUCAAGUCAUCUAAUUUUCUUUAAUUGUUGUUAAAUUUCCUUUUUUGAUCGUAGUAGUUCAAUGUAAUCUCAGAGGUUUUAAAAAAGGCACAAAAUACCAGAAGCAAAUAAAUGUGAUGCCAUUAUUCUUGGUAAAAUACAGCAAACAUUAGAACUAUAGACAUCUAUAAGGAGAAAAGACAGAAAUAUCUGUAUAUGUUUGUUACGUGUCUGGUGUGGCAUGUUCAAAUUCUAUAUUUGCUGCUUGAUCUUUUCUUAUUUUCUCCAUUUUGACUAAUUAUCUUGGAUAAUACAUGCUAACCCGAACCCUCUGUAUGAACUUAAUAUUUGUAUUUCAUUCAUAAUACACUUGUACUUAUACUUUCAUCUCUACAUCCAUAUUU
Messenger RNA from Platichthys flesus (European flounder), 6127 nucleotides. RefSeq names its product RAB11 family interacting protein 4 (class II) a (gene rab11fip4a). Gene Ontology annotation, biological process: endocytic recycling; regulation of cytokinesis. Bases 187 to 1995 code for a protein of 602 amino acids. The transcript has 15 exons. Gene Ontology annotation, molecular function: calcium ion binding. Gene Ontology annotation, cellular component: endocytic vesicle; recycling endosome membrane; midbody. Lineage: Eukaryota; Metazoa; Chordata; Actinopteri; Pleuronectiformes; Pleuronectidae. The record is from RefSeq and is a predicted model, not a curated record.